GCUGCCCCAAGCCAGGUGGCUUCCUGUGCCGUCUGCCACGGCACCCUGUGUCAGGUGUGUGUCUCCCAGAAGUGAGGGGGUGCGGCGAGGAGGAGGCCUGGCAGGGUCUGACCACGUACCAGGCGCCUGCAGGGUGCUGUCCCAGUGCCCUCUCUUCCCCUGGGUCGGCGGGGGUGCGGCCCCCAUCUGGCCCGAGCAGCACGCGGCCCCCCGGCCUCCUCUCCUUCAGCCUGAAGGACGCCCUUUGUGUUGCUUGCUAUGCAUUUCUACCAGUGUUGAAUCCUCUUCCGUUUUAUCUUGCUGGGUUUUGGGGAGAUGUUUGUGCCAGAUGUGGGGUUCUGGGUUGCCAGCUUGUUCCAGGACCUCGACGGUGUUGCUUCGCCAUCUUCCCGUGCGUUCUGUCCCACGAGACACUCGUCACCCGGUUACUCCACACGUAUCACCGCCGAGCACCCCCGCGCUCUGAUCACCAGGUGCCUCCACGCAGGCUUCUUUACAUUUUUGCCACCUGGUUUCCGUUGAGUUUUUUAGAUUUGUGUAUUUAUCCUUUUUAUCAUACGUGGAAAGGUUAUGGUCUAUUUUUUCCAGGAUUUUUCUUGUCCCUCCCUUUCUCUUCUCUUCUUCCGGGCCCGUGAGUACUCGUGUGUUAGGCCAGUCUGUUUGUCCCCCCAUCCGCUGACACUCAUUUUAUUUUUUUGGCCUCUGUUUUCUUCUGUUCAGUUUUCCUUGCUGUCUUCAAGCCCACAGACCGUUUCUUGGUCGCGUCUCGUCCGGGGCUUUUCCUUCCCAUGUGUCGUAGUAGCUCUCUUGUCAGGCAGUGCGUUUGGGGCUUAGCCUUUGCGUGUCCUCUCAGCACUGUGUGAGACCGGUUGCCUGGCGUUGGGCCCGCCUGGGGUCCAGUCAGCACUGUCCCCUUCCCGUGGUCCCGUCGAGCCAGCUCUCCGUGGGCCUCUGCUCUGGGCUGGAUGCUGUGAGUUUCGUUCGCUUGGCUAGGUGUUGGGCAUCUGGGGUUCCUGACCCUCUGCUUUCACUCUGGGUGCCGUCACGUCCCCUGGACACCAAGAGUUGUACGCUUCUCUGAGGGACCUGGUUCCGUCAGAAGAGACGGUCCCGAGGCUGUGACCUGAGCGCGUGUGCCCACUGCUCCCCACUGUUUGCAGGGUCACCUGCAGGCUUGCUUGCCGCAGGGACACGCGUGUCAGCCCAGGCAGGGGUCAGGCGCCGAAUGCCAGCUGCCCGCCAGGCUGUCCGCGCCCGUCGUCCACAGUGACUCUCUCAGGUCUGCCCUGGGGGAGAGACAGAGGCUGCUGGGUUGGCCCGUGCCUGGACUCGUUGGUCCUGGAGGGCUGCUCCCGGCCUGCCCCCGCAGUGGGGCGGGGCUCCCGUUUCCUGGGUCCCUUUUGUGCUGGAGGCAGGGCCUCCAGGACGAGGAGAAGCGGAUUGGGCCCCUCCAGGGGUGGGAUGUCGGAGUCAGCCGUGCCUCCCCGUGCCUCCCCGACCCUGCCCGGUGCGCACAGCUGGUGCUAGGGCCUGGGCUCCAGCGCAGGCCUGGGAGCCCCUCCUCCCUGGGGCCUGCCCCUCUGCUGGGGGAGCCCUGUGGAUGGCGGGAGCCGCGCUGGCGGGCGCUGCCCUGGAGCAGCCCAAGCCUACCCCAUGUCCCCGCAGCAGAGGGGCUCUCGGCCCCCGGUGCCUGUGCCUUGGAUCCGCCCCGCCCAUCUGUCCUCCCUGUCAUUGCUGCUGUCUGUUCUUUGUGUGCUGCCCCGUCCCCACCACAGCCUUUCCAGACGUGGGGCUCCUCGGAGCGUCCCUGACAGGGUGCCCGGCUCGGGGGGCAUCGGGCAGAGCUGCCUCUGGAGCUCGGGCUCCCAGCACCAGGCCCUAGGGCUUCAGGAGCUGGAGUAGGAGGGCGUUUUCUCCUGCUGCAGAGGUGGGGUCAGUAGCCAGGGUCGCCCGCGUGAGGCAGAGCCAGAGGGACCCGGCGCCCCACCUCUGCUCCAGCCCCCGGCUUUGCUGGCCCGGGCCUACGGGCAGGGCAGGAGGUGUUGGGGCCUACAGGCAGGGCAGGAGGUGCCACCCACCUCUGCUCAGGCCGCCACACAGGUACCACGGCCGGGCUUGAGCCACAGAAGUGUCGUCUCCAGCCCUGGAGGCUGGAGUCUCAGACCCAGGUGUGGGCAGGGCUGGUCCUCCUGAGGCCUUCUCUCCUCGGCGUGUAGACAGCCGUCUCCUCCCUGUGUCCUCACGGGGUCGUUGCUCUGUGUAGGUCUGUCUCCUGACUUUCUCUUAUAAGCACACAGUUUUGUGGGGUUAGGGCCACCCCAGGGUACCUCAGUCAUCUUACAUUAAACAUUUCUUUAAAGGCCCUACCUUCAAUUAUAGUCACAUUCUGAGGUUCUGGGGGUUAGGACGCAACAUAUGAAUUGGGGGGACACGGUUCAUCUCUAACACCGCCUGAGGAGUGAAGAGCUGUAAUUUCUUUACUAAAUGUGGGCCCAGCAGUAGCUCAUGAGGUGGAGUUUUUGCAGCCAUUAACCCAGCUCGUGGGGCCCGGCGACAAAGGCACCACACGGCCCCUGCCGGUUCUGAGGAGGGGCUGGGAGGCAGAGGGGGGAGUCUGGUUAUGAAGAUGUGUGUUUAGCGAGAGCACAGGUGCGCACGUACACACACGCAUACAGGCUGCCCCCAGCCAGGGACGGAAGGCUGCAUCGCCUCAUCCGGGCCCCACCCCAGCUGAGCGUGUCCCCCCACCAGACGUGCCCCCACUGAUGACAGCCAGGCCUGGAGGCAGAGGAGGGAGGUGGGCCUGUGCCGGGGCGGUAGAGAGGCUUCCCCCAGGCCCGGGGGCAUGGCUGGGCUGUGUGUCAGGGACCGCCCAGCCCAGACCUCCUGGAGUCCGCCACCCACCUCACCUGGACCAAGCAGGUGCCGGCUCAGCAGGGCCGCCCAAGGGGCCGAGCAGGCUGAGUGCCGGGUGGCAGGGCUGCGGCUCCCCCGCUCAGGGGCACAUGGAGGUCAGGCAGCGGCACCCGCUUGGGUCCUACCCGGCCUCAGCCCUCCCACGGAAUGGGGCCGAGUUCGGACGGGUGCAGUGAGACCAGGUCUGGCGGCUCCCGGACGCUCCUCAUCCCGUGGUGGGUGGGCCCGCAGGACCCCCCACACCCGGCGCCCGCACCAAGGCUUCACCCUCCCGCGGCCCGAGUGCCCCCACCCCACCGCUUCCUCCUCCCUCCCAGGGCCCGGGCCGGCCAUCUGCCGCCUGCUGCCCGCACCCUGGGUGAGCCUUGGACAGGGGGUGGGGCCCCCGGCUGGCCCCUGGGGUUGCACUUGACCUCCUUUGUCCACAGCCUGAUUUCUUCCAGCCCUUCCCCGGUGGGCAGGGCAGGGUUGACCCCUGGGCUCAGGGCCUUGGGGCUCUGGGGGUCAUGGGGAGAGGCCUCUCCCAGGGCUGGUCAGCAGCCCUCCCCCUCCCAGGGCCAGGUAGUUCGGAUCUGGGGAACCAGAUAGGCAGGCUUAACGAGGCCGCCUGCGGGUGGAUGCCUGUUCAGGGGAGGGAGGAGAGGGGAGGGCUGCCUCUGCAGGGGGUGAGCGUGUUCACCCAGGUCCGGCCCCCCCAGAAACACAGCUCACCAGGAUGCACCCCUCAGCCGGUCUCCACCCCGGAACUCACUACAACAGCCUCUGUCCCUGAGCAGAUGACAGGCCAGGUGUGAGGGGCAGGUGAGCCCCAUGGCCGCCGGAGUCUCUCCAUCUCUUCCGCUGACAGAAGCUCAGGCCAGCCUGGCCCAGGAUUAUCUGCUCUCCCGUCUCAGCGUCUCCAGCGCUGAGACCCUGGCCUUCUGUGGCAGGUGUCCCCGGCCCCCUCAGGCAGUGGGGGAUUAGCGGCCGCACCAUCUGCUCCCUCGCCCACCCCGCGGAGCAGGGGCGGGAGGCUGGCAGCUCUGUCAGGCCGGGGCUUGGCCUUCUGGCCUCCAUCAGCCAGGCCCGCCUUCUGUGCCUGCCGCAGGGGGAGGGGCGGAGGGCAGGCUGUGUGUGCACAUUCUGGGUUCUCCACUGACCCCCCCAGCCUCUGUUGGCCUUCCCUGGGUGACAGCAGACCCCAUCACGACCACGGCCAGGCUCCUGUGUGCGUGGCCUCGUCACUUCCCAACUUUGAGGCGUCUGGGCAACUGAGAAACACCCCAGGAGGGGCCAGGGCUCCCCCGCCUGCAGGCUCACGUCACCCCACGUGCAGUUCUGCGUGCUGAUCCGUGGGUCCCCAUGGCUGCCGAGCCCCCAUUCUGGGAGGCCCUCCCACUGCCCUGGCGGCCAGGGUGCCCGGCUAGUCCCGUGAGUGCCCUCAAGCCAAGUGUGCAGCCAUGCUCCUGCAUCUUUGGGACCUACAGCCCCACCCCGCCUGGCCUCUCCUGCCGCUGCCUCCCAGGGGCCUCAGGAAGAGCCAGCCCCAGCAGAGCACGGCCAGACGGACCCCCGAGGGCAGGCCAUGGCUGGCAGAACCCCUGCCCCUGCUCAGAGGCCUCUUUUAGGGCCAGGACACCAGAGGUCAAGGGCACAGAGGCUCGGGGAAGCUCUCCCUGUGUGUCCUGUGCCGGGGUCUCGCUCUGCCUCGGGGCGACUGGUGGCGCCUGGUCCCAGGGCUGCCUGUCGCCACUCCCCCGUGGCUCUGGGCCUUCUCCGCCCCUGCGCCGUGCUCGUUACUGAGGUCCUUUGCUUUUUCACUGGCUUGUGUGAUCUCGGAGCCUGUCCUGGUCCUCUCCAAGCGUCCUGCUCUUGCUUCCCAGCCGGGGUCUCCCCAUGCACCUUUGACCCGGCCCGCUUCCACAGUGCCUCUGCUCAGGGUAUCUGCCAGCCCUCGCGUCGGAGGCACAGCUGGGAACGGUCCCACUGCUUGCAGGUGGGGGCCUGGGACCCAGGGGUGGGGGCACCUCCUUACGUCACCCGCAGCGGCACCCACUGGACCCCCCGUGUGGGCCUCCGGCGGCGGGGCCCUACCCCUUCCACACGCCCCUUUCCGGCCCAGCCUGGGAAGGCCAUCACCAGGGGCCGUGGAGUCCUGGCUGCAUGCUGCAGGGGCUGCAGGGGAAACCGGGUCAGGGCGGACCGCCCUUCUCGGUGCCCAGGAAGGUCACCUGCCCAGAAGGUGGGCCAGCAGGUCAGGUGCCCCCCGGGGCAUGCCCAGCCCAGGCCCUCAGGCCGGCUCAGAAGCAGUGCCAUCCGGGGCAGGCUGCAGCUGUGGGUCACGCUGCCGGCGGCCUCUCCACCCAGGGCACACAGGUGGCUCAGACUUGGCCAGAUGAGGUCAGGCCCUUCAGUUCUCGUGGGGUCACAGCGGAGAGCGCAGGGCACCGCAGGCCCCGCCAGCCGAGGCAGAGGCCUCGCUAGGCUUUCCUCCUGGGGCGGGGUGUCCCCUUCCUCCUCCGCCCCCCCAGCUCCCUUCUUCCCCCUCACCCACACCUCACCCACACAGCCUGAUCACCUCUCUUUGGGUGGUCUCUGCUCACUCCUCUGGAAACUGGGGGACGUGCACCUCGUCUCGGUGCCCUGAAUCCUCCACCCACCUGUUCGGUGUGUCUUCGUCUACGAUUCUGUCUGCCAUUCCUUGAACCCUUCACUCCAAAGCCCGAGAACUUUUUUGAGUGGGGGCGGUAUGAGUCACGCACCGUACACCCCCCACUGCAAAGCGCACACCUGCGCAGCAUUUAGUCCGUUCUCAGGGUUGUGCAGCCACCACCUCCAAUUCCAGAACGCUUGGUAGCAGCCCCCCACCUCACCCCACCCCUGGGGCACUGAUCUGCGUUGCCUGUGGACUCAUCUCGUCCGGACAUUUCGUGGAAACAGAGUCACCCGGCGUGUGACCGAGGCCUUCCGCUUUAGUUCAGGGAAACGCUCAGGGCCCAUUGGUACCGAUUCCCUCCGUUCAUCCCCACCCCGCCCCGGCUUCCUCCUCCUCCCAGGCAGGCCCCUGCCACCCCGACCCUCAGCGCCCGUGGCCCUGCUCUUCCUCCUGGACCGCCUGCCUGGGAGCCCCCUGCACAGCUGUCCCUCUGCCCCCACCCUGGCUCACACCCCACUCUGCUGCUCCACGUUCCCGGGGCUGCACCCAGGCGAGUGUGAGGGCCUGUGUGGUCCCCGCCCUGGCACCGCCAAGCCUCGGCCUUCAGAGGGGAGGGACCAGGUGCUCUCAGGGGUCUGGCUGAACCCCCAGCCUCAGCCGCCCCCGCAGCCUCACCACCUCCAGCAGGUAGCAGAUUUUGAGGGGAAGCCCCGGAGAAGGAGUGCACAGCCAGAGCUCCCCAGAUGUGAGGGCCCAGAGCCACCUGCCCGCCAGCAUCUGCCCUGGGCCUCGGGGGCUCAGGGACAGGCUGGGUCGGGAUGCCUCACCCUUCCCCACACAUCCCAUCCCCGCACAUGCCACACCUGUCUCAGCCACGUAGCCGACGCUGGAUCAGAAGCUGCAGAUGACAUCAAGCAUCCCAAGAGCGUUGUGCUAAUUAAGUAUAACGCAAUAAUCUUGGACGAUUCGAGCUGGUUGAUGGGGGGCUCUGUCCAGCCCUGACCCACUGCCGAUGUGCAAGGUGCAGCCUGGAGCACCGCAGCCCCCUCCCUGGGCCCAGGCUGCAGGUCUCCGGCCUGUCUGGUCAUCAGCUGCGUGCCAGGAAGACACGGGGUGAGCUGGAGACCCCAGUUGUCCUGGCCAUGCGGCACCUUAGGCACCGGCCUGUCCUCUGUGUGUCCUCUGUUGGGCGGGGAGGGAUUCUCAACCCCUGUUCCUGGCAGUGAGGUGGGGCCUGCCGUGAGCUUGGGGCAGCUGUGUCCACAGCAAGGAGGCAGGCUGAGAACAACUUGGCCUCUGAAAGGGCCCGGAAACCACUGCCCUGGACUGUUGUCCCCCAACCCCGGGGGCGGCGGGGGGAAGUGCCGAGGCUGCCCCCAGUUCUCGUUCAUCCUCAGGCCUGCAGCUGGCCCCAAACCUCCUCCGCAACUGCAGAAGUUGCUGCUUCUCCUGCAGCAGGUGCAGUCUCCCUCAGGCCGACCCCAGGAGCUCCUGCCCGCACCACCGGCCCAGCAGGCGCUGCGCCCACAGCACGGGGUCUGCGCUCCACCCGCACGCCAUGCAGCCAGCUCAGGGUGCGGCGUGAGCUCUGAAGCACGGCCACGGCCUCUGCUCACAUCUCAGCAGCCUCUCGGGGUCUCUGUCCUCCUCCUACCCCCAGUGAGGACCCGGCUGCUGCAGCCUUGGCCCGGGUGUUCCAGACCCCGUCCCAUGGUCCUGCUUCCUGACUUUUUUUCGUGUCUGGCCACACGCGUGGCCCUCCCACCUGGCCCAGUGUGCUGCAGGCACUCCGCAGACCAUCGGGGGUUGGGAUGACACCCCGCAUCCUGCUGCCCUCUGGUGGCCUCACCCCUUCCGUGAGGGCAGAGGCCACCUCCACCCUGUCCAGGUGCUCAGGUGGGCAGGGGAGGGCCCCCGCACCCACACCCGGCCUC
Molecule: messenger RNA, 7485 nt
Organism: Globicephala melas (long-finned pilot whale)
Lineage: Eukaryota; Metazoa; Chordata; Mammalia; Artiodactyla; Delphinidae
Source: RefSeq, a predicted model, not a curated record